CAACUUAGCAUAUCUUUUUAAAUACUCGUAUAUAAGGCUGCAACUAAUUAUAUUUUGUGUGCUUUCAAAUUGUGUCCUCGACAUGAAUAUAGAAUACUUUUCCGAGGGCCUAGAGUGCCUGAUGUAUAGCGGUCGCAAGCUGUCCCCGGAACAGCGCAUACUUAUUGAAAAUUCAUUGAUUGUGCUCUUGCAGGAGAAUCGAUUCUCGGGCAUGUAUUUUUGGGGUCGUAUUACUGCUACCAAGAAUGAUUAUUAUAUUGCCUUUGGAUACACAAACGACUGCCUAAAGGAUCGCAGAUAUUUUUACAGCCUGGAUCAGUAUCAGUGGCAACUGUUGCCUUUUGUGCAAAGCCCCAAGAUUUUUCAGGCCACUGUGCUGGCACGUGAGCCUUUUGUUGGGGAUCCCAGCCUGCAGAUGUUUGUCAAGUUGGAUCCCACUUUCAACAUUGUGGCCAAUCAAGUGGUCAGCAUUACACGCGCCGAGGUCGUCAAACUCAAAGAGGAAGAGCGUUUAGCUGCUAUAGUGUUUAUCAUAAGCGAGGAAUGUGCCAUUUCUCCGCGUGGCGCGCUUUACAAGAUGGUUGAUGGCCGUGUCAUACCGAAUCAAAUGUUUCGCGGUCUCAAUGAUUUACAAAUUGAUAAUCUAUCGUACUAUCAGCUGUACCGUAUACCGCGCAAUGAUUUGAAAACCAAUUUAUCCAAGCGCUGUGAUUACAACUAUGCUAUUGACUUUUUAGACACCAUUGAUGGCGUUAUACCUCUGGGACAGUCGUUCAUAUUGAACAUGCAGCGCAAUGACCGCGUUGCCAUUAUUAAAUCUUGCAUCUGGCAGGGAAUGACGUUUUUCCAUAAAGUGGACUCGCGUAAGCACGGAUUUCUAUACUUGGGCGAUGGUCGCAAGAACUUCGAUUUACUGUUUAUGUAUUAAAUAAAGCAAUGCUUUAAGAGAUGUCAGCACUCA
Drosophila busckii is the source of this 961-nucleotide messenger RNA. RefSeq names its product radial spoke head protein 9 homolog (gene Rsph9). Lineage: Eukaryota; Metazoa; Arthropoda; Insecta; Diptera; Drosophilidae. The record is from RefSeq and is a predicted model, not a curated record. The coding region runs from base 83 to 928 and encodes 281 amino acids. Gene Ontology annotation, biological process: motile cilium assembly; axoneme assembly; cilium movement involved in cell motility. Gene Ontology annotation, cellular component: axoneme. The transcript is spliced from 2 exons.